AUGGUCAAUGUCGGUCAUGGAGUCAGUUUGCUAAGUCAAGGCACCGGGUAUGGAAUCAUCAUAGGCCUUGGCGUUCUCUUCGCCGCCGUCAUUCUCAUUGCAGUGAGGAUCCAAAGACUGUACCUGAUGGAAGACUCUGGCCGAUCCGAGAUGUUCAUGGUGGCAAAUCGAUCCGUGGGCACCGGCCUCACCUGUUCAGCAGUCUUCUCCUCGUGGAUGUGGAUCAACGAAACCGUCUUUGCAUCCGUGGUGUGCUACCAGUACGGUCUCGCGGCACCAAUGUGGUUUGGGACAGGUCUCUCCUUUCAAGUCGCCUUGAUGGCCGUUCUUGGUGUCUUGACCAAAUUGCGGGUACCGCAUGCUCACACGUCGUUGGAGAUCGUUCGAAAACGGUACGGCAACUUGGGCCAUGUUGUGUUCGCCGUGCUCAACCUCAUCAACAAUAUUUUCGGGUGCUCUAGUAUGAUACUUGCUGGAUCACAAUUAGUUGUGGGCAUAACAGGCAUGCAUCUAGCCGCUGCAACGAUUCUGAUCCCCCUUGGAGUCGUUCUGUAUACUGCUGUUGGCGGAAUCAAGGCAACCUUUCUCACUGACUUCCUUCAUACCACCAUCGCUGUUUUGUUGAUCAUCUAUUUCACCUUGUCGGUCCUCACGAAUGAGCAUAUCGGCGGACUUGAUGGUAUCUAUGAUAAGAUCUCUGCCAGCGCUGCGCAGCACUACGUUGUCGGAAAUUAUGCAGGCUCUCUGUUGAGUUUCAAGUCAAAGGGCGCUAUCAUGUUCGGUCUCAUUCUCAAGUUCGGCAAUCUCGCCCUUGUGAUUAUGGACACUGCUUUUUGGCAGAAGUCCUUUGCCUCGGAAGUCCAGUCCACGGUUCCAGGCUAUGAUCUCGCCGCCCUGGCGAUUUUUGCGGUCCCAUGGGGUCUAGGAACCGUGAUGGGUCUUUCGGCAAGGAUCAUCGAUACCCUGCCAAUUUUUCCGACGUAUCCAGGAACCUUUACCGCAGACGAAGUUGCCUCGGGUUUUGUUAUGCCAUACACGAUCAAGGCUUUGCUGGGAAGCGGCGGCACUGUCGGUAUGCUGCUCCUGCUCUUCAUGGCCGUCACCAGCACAGUCUCGUCAUCAAUGAUUGCUGUCAGUAGUAUCAUCUCAUUCGACGUUUAUCGCACCUACAUCAACCCCAAGGCUACUGACAAGCAGGUGGUCAAUGUAAGCCAUCUUGGUGUCAUCUUCCACGGAGUCUUCAUUACAGGAUUCGCUCUGAUACUGAAUUAUGGGGGCGCAAACAUCUCCUGGGUAAACUACUUCUCACCCAUCCUCACCUGUCCAGGUAUCUUCCCUCUGAUAUUCACGCUCAUGUGGUCAAGACAAUCCAAGCUUGCAGCGAUUGUGUCCCCAAUACUCGGCCUGAUAAGUGGCGUUAGCGUCUGGAUGGGCACGACCUAUGCCAUCUACGGAGGGAUCUCGUUCGCUACAACCGUGGAGCUGGCGCCGUGUCUCUACGGCGCUAUUGCGUCACUCUUCUCGCCGGUGUUGUAUUCGAUUGUCAUAUCACAUCUCAAACCUGAGCACUUUGACUGGCGCGAAUUCUUGAGGAUAGAUCUUGUCGAGGAUGAGACGACGCUUUCAACCAGCAGCGCAUCGUCUCCAGAUGACUCCAUCGCUGCCCUGUCGACAGGUAAAGACCAAAAGCAACGGGAGAAGACGAAUGUAGCUCCUGCCAUUUACGAAAGCCCCCAGCUAAACACCGUCGUACCCGGAUCCGCUACACCAUUGGUCGACCUGGUACACCCUCUUGACGAGGAAUCCCUCCGCCAUCUACGUAGAUGGUAUAAGAUUGCGUGGAUUUUCCUUAUCUUCAUUAUCGCCAUCACCUUCGUCGUGUGGCCGAUGCCGCUGUACCGGGACUAUAUCUUCACCAAGCCGUUUUUCCGCGGUUGGGUGACAAUGGCGAUCCUCUGGCAAUUCUUCGCUCUUUUCGCGGUGGUGAUCUACCCGGUAUACGACGGGAGACACGAAAUUGUCAAGUCUGUCCAGGGAGCGGUCGAGUUGGCGACGACCCAAUCUUCCGGGGAGAACAAUCGGACACGUGAUUUUCCUACAGCGAACGGUCAUGGAGCUCCAAGAACAAUUCCUAGACUCCCUUCAGUGGCCCGAAGUUUUGCUGCCGAUGAAGGGGAAGAAGCGUAUCCACGACCCCAUUCAGAAGAUACUACGACCAGGCUGUACGCCCAAGAAGAGCGCAUCAGGCAACUUGAGUGCAGAAUCAUUGGUCUAGAGAAAGCCACUCAUGGUGCCAGAAUCCCAGAGCUUACCCAAGCUGAGCUAUCAAUACACUCGAAUCCUAUGGCAGCAGUGGAUAAGGAGACAAUGAUCUUUAGAGGCAAACAUUUCAAGACCCAAUUCUAUGGAGCUAGUCAUUACACGAGCUAUCUAUCUCACCUUCCGGAGUUGCGGCUGUUCAUGAAAGAUAUGAUUGUGCAGCACCAAGGAUUAGCAUCUGUGCAAAGAGAACUCCACAACACCAAGAUUAAAGGCCCUGGUCAAGAAGACAGUCUGCCGACUAACGAUAAAGCUCUCAUCAGCUUACUGCCACAGAAGAAAGUCGCAGACCAGCUAGUGCAAAUCUAUGUUGACAACCUGGAGUCCACCUAUCGAGUUCUGCACCUACCAACUUUCUGGGAAGAGUACUCGAGUUUCUGGAAAGCUCCCCAAGAAGGUAGACCUGCGUUCGCUGCACUUCUGUUAUUGAUCCUGGCCAGUACCUACUGCGUCAAGGAGAAGGAUUCAUCAAUGUUCAGAGGCGAUAGCUCGGUCGGACGCGAGACUGCUAUCAUGUGGAUACGAACUUGCGAUUCGUGGCUGCAGUCCCAAAGCCAAAAGCACACUAAUAUGACCGUCUUCCAAAUACACUGCCUCUCCUUCGUAGCGAAACAGAUGAAUUCAAUCAAGCGUAAACGGACCUGGACAUCAGCUGGAAAUCUCAUGAGACUUGCGUUAUCUAAUGGUCUUCAUCGCGACGCCAAAAUAAUCAAUCUACGUCAUGCCACACCGUCUUCCAAGAAAGUCUCCGCCUUUGACCAAGAAAUGCGGAGGCGCAUAUGGGCCACCAUUUCGGAAUUAGAAUUGCAGGCGGCAUUCGACAGAGGAAUGCCGGCCAUGUUGCGUGAUCUCGUUGAGGAUUGCGGUCCGCCCUUGAACCUUGACGACGAAGAAUUCGAUCCUUCAGCGGAGCAACUGCCAGGGCCGAGGCCAGUAUCGCAGUACACAAGGUCGACUUUCCAGCACCUCUCUCGCUUAAGCUGGUCCUUACGACUCGAGCUUGUGUCAGUGAUUAAUGGACCACAUCCUCAAAUGGCGUACGAAGAUGUAUUGCUUUAUGAUAGAAAGAUCAUGCAAUAUCUGGCCGAGAUCCCGCAUUGGAGUGACCAAGCCAGCGUGGUCUCGAGAGUGCUCCUACAGCUCCAGUUGCAAGUACUCUUGCUUUUCCUUCAUAGGCCUUACGCACGAGAAGAAGCGCGAAGUUCCAGAUACGAUUACUCUGCUAUAAUGCAUCUCAGAAGUGCCAUGAACAUCCUUGAUCUACAUCACCAGCUCACAAGCACUGGCAAUACCUUCCUAUGUUUGUUCAGGACCGAUAUAUUUGGUGCAGCGCUGAGCAUCUGUUACAACUACUCUGCUUCGGAACCUAAUACUGAUCAAAAUCUAUUUUCGCGAAGUUCGAUCAAACAGUCAAGCAGCGAUCCACUGCCCUAUCUAGAAAAGGCUCUCAACAUGAUCGGAGAAAAAAUUAUGUGUGUAGGUAUUGGACUUCCAGAGUACUACUGUGUAUGCGCGAUGAUUGGGUUACUCAAGAAGAAGCAGUCGCCAUCGCUAGAACAGUCAAGAUAUGAGGAGCAGAAGGCUGCCUACAAAGUUACUCAGAUGACCCAAAGAGUCAUGUCUUUGCAGGACAACUAUUCUGCGGCAGCGACGCUGGCGAGUCUGCCCAACAUGCCGGUUUCAGCACCCACUGGUCUUCUCGGCAAUGGCAGUAGCAAUGGCAACGCGAUCGGACCAAGUGGGCAGAUGGAUGGCACUGAUAUGCUCGAGGUACCUAAACACUCAUCGCCGUCAAUGUAUGACAUUACUGACCGUGGUGAUGCUUAG
This is a messenger RNA of Letharia lupina, 4146 nucleotides long. RefSeq lists its product as uncharacterized. Gene Ontology annotation, molecular function: DNA binding; zinc ion binding; urea transmembrane transporter activity. The coding region runs from base 1 to 4146 and encodes 1381 amino acids. Gene Ontology annotation, biological process: urea transmembrane transport; DNA-templated transcription. Gene Ontology annotation, cellular component: plasma membrane. The record is from RefSeq and is a predicted model, not a curated record. The transcript has 7 exons. NCBI's taxonomy places the organism in Eukaryota, Fungi, Ascomycota, Lecanoromycetes, Lecanorales, Parmeliaceae.